This is a messenger RNA of Saprolegnia parasitica CBS 223.65, 3078 nucleotides long. RefSeq lists its product as hypothetical. The transcript is spliced from 9 exons. Gene Ontology annotation, molecular function: calcium ion binding. Lineage: Eukaryota; Oomycota; Saprolegniomycetes; Saprolegniales; Saprolegniaceae. Bases 1 to 3078 code for a protein of 1025 amino acids. The record is from RefSeq and is a predicted model, not a curated record.
AUGAGCCGGCCCGAAGAAGAGGCGCACGGCAAGCUGCGCAUCAACAUGGGUACGCGGCGCGCGCUUGGCGCCGAAGCCCGGUCACGAGCCGAGUUCAAGAUGAACCUGCAGCUCGCCGUGCGCACCGCGUGCGGCGUCCUCGUCGCAUCCAUGCUGCAGACCAAGAACCCGAACGUUGACACAAGCGACGUCCAUCCCAAGUACUGGGCGCUCUUUCCCGACUGGUACAUCCUCGGUGGCAUCAGCUACGUGGCCGUUGCGUGCAUCUUUUCCUGUGGCAAGAACAUUGGCGCGACCGUCCGCGAGAUCGUCAUGACGCCGCGCGUCUUCAACACCAACGACGAAGUUGCCUUGGCGAUGGCCGAUGGCACGCUUCUCCAGAUCAACAAGUCGUUCAGCGGCACGCCGUACUACGUCAACAACCACGACUUCUUCACUGUCCUGCCUUUCGUGAUGCUCUUCAACGCGAUCGUGCUCCUUCUUCCGUUCGAAACCAACACGAAAAAGUUUGCCAUGGGCAACAACUUGUACUUUGCGCUGACGAUUGUGAGCCCGAACGACUUUAACGACGCGUCGACGCUCAAGCACCUCGGCGACCCGUACUACUCGACCGACUACAUCCUCAUGAACCUCUUCGUGUACAUGUGGCUCGGCGUCCUCGGCGCAUUUGUCGCGUUUCUCGUGCUCUGGAUUCCGUACCCAAUCUUAACGAAAUCGGCGGCCGACACGAUCCAGGACCUUCUCAAUUUGAUUGUCGACUCGUACUGCUUCAAGAACAAGGACGUCGACCACAUGAACUUUCUCAAACUCAAACUCCAACGCAAGUUUGACUUGGCGGUCGCGAAGAAGGACACCAUGUACGCGCUCCUCAACGACGUGUGGUGGGAGCAGAGCGUCGGCUUGCACUACGCGCUCAAGUUUCAAAAGUCCGUCACCAAGCCGUACAUCGACUUGUAUGCGUCGCUCAUCGACAACCUCCGCGCGAUGAACCAAGCGAUCCACCUCGAGCGCUACGAACGGCUCCACGAGCUCUUUAUGAAGAAGCUGCAGCGGCAAGUGUACGUCGUGCAGCUCAAGUCGGCCGCCGCGCUCCACGAGAUUUCGGACGAAAUCCACCUCGUGCACAAAGACCUGAAUUUGACGCAAAUCGACGAGCUCGAGCGUCAAAUGGAGAGCUUGCUGCAGCUCUUCCAGAAGACGCAGACCAAGAUCUACCUGCGCGAGAAGCCGACGGUCGCCGACGUCGAGGGCAACAUCCCACUCAACCUCUUUCUCUUUUCGCUCCAGUCGUUUUGCGCCACCAUGAUGGAGUUUCAGUCCAAACUCAACAAGAAAACACACAACACGGGGUCGCGCGUCCGCAACUUUUUGAAAAAGUCCAUGGGCGCGUUCGUAGACCCGGCCAAGUACACCAAAGUCAAGUUCAUCACUGGCGUCAAGGUCUGGAGCGCGAUCCUCGUCGGCUGUUUUCUCUCCGUGUACGUCUUUGCCUACUCGGCGACGACCGCGACCACGAUCGCCUACGUCAUGGGCAACCACAUCGGCGGCUCGUUCAGCGUGACGCUCAACCGUGUCGGCGGCGUCGUCGCCGGCUCCAUCAUACCGUCCGUGAUCCUCUUCUUCAUUUGCUCGUACGGCUGCGUGAGCCAAGCGAUGGUCAUUGGCAUCAGCAACUUCUUUCUCUUUGUUUGGGUCACAUUCUCGCUGUACAUCAAGUGGAAGGGCGGCUUCGAGUCGUACGCGGGGCUGGUCUCGGCGUACGUGGCCGCCGGCAUCUUCUUGAAAGGCUGCGCGUGCUCGGGCACGGCGACGAUGCCCAUGUCGUCGUACUCGAACCUCGCGCAGAUGUCGCUGGGCAUCAUCCUCUUCAUCAUGGUCGAGCUCUGCUUUUGGCCCCAGUCGGCGAUCGGUCUCUUGCGCGAGAACGUGCAGAAGCAAAUGAAGCUGGUCCAGACCGCGUUCACAACGCUCUUUGAGCAAAAUCUGAGCGCGAACGGGUCGAUUGACGACGAGAAGAUGCGCGACAUCCAGAACGUGGUCGAGACGCAGGCGCCGGCGCUCCUCAUCGAGCAGAAAGCGCUCUUGCGCGAAGCCAACUUGGAGCCGCUCUUGUGGCGACCGAAGUUUUCGCAGCAAAAGUACGAGCGCGUUCUCGAUGGCUGCCAGCGGCUCCUCAACAACACGCUCAUCUUGUACAAGCUCGUGACGUGGUUCCAGUUUCGGAAGGCAAAUCCGCACACGGAGCCAGGCCCGCGCCGCCUCAGCAUCGAGCCCUCGUCGCUUGUCGCUCGACCGCUCGACCGCAACAGCCUCGCCGAGCUCGAAGACAAUGCGACGCCAAAAGAGACGUGGGCCUUCUCCACCAAGGAGCUUGGCGCUGCGAUCCACGACACGUUUGAUACGCUGCACUCGCUCUUUGGCGAGGACUUUCGGUACGCCGACGCCGACCAGACCGCGCUCUUCAUGCAGAUGAAGGAAGCCUUCCGGCUCGCCGACACCGACUGCUCGGGCGAGAUUGACGCCGACGAGGUCAAGACGAUGCUGCAGCACGUGUUUCGGCAGUCAGGAGCGAUGAAGAUCGACGAAAUCGACGAGUACGUGGCCGAUUUCAUGGACAUUGUCGACAAGGACAAGAGCGGCAAGGUGUCGUUCGAGGAGUUUAUGGAAGCUCUUGAGAACGGCCUCAAGCUCGAAGUCGAGGUCUUCCAACACCGCGCGCCCGACAUGCCGACGCCCGGCUUGCACCGAACCGUGUUGGCGCCGAUUACCGAAGCGUCCGUGACCGUGGACGUCAUUGACGUGAUCCCGGUCUUGUCGCCUGGCGUCGACAACUCGACGGCACCUUUGCCGGUCGAGGAAGCCUUGUGCCGCGCCCACGACAUUCUCGACGUCGAGACAUUCUCGCUGCUGGAAGCGGCCGCCACGAUGCGCCGAUCGUACGCAGCGUGGCUCAUGGAAAACAACCGGUUCGAAAACGUCUCGAUGGAAGAGCUCCUCCUCCUCAACUGCCUCAUCAGCGGCGUCUCGGGCAUCGCGCGCAACCUCGCGCUCCUCGAGGAAAUGACGGUCCAGCAGUAG